Molecule: messenger RNA, 1191 nt
Organism: Physella acuta
Lineage: Eukaryota; Metazoa; Mollusca; Gastropoda; Physidae
Product: methyl-CpG-binding domain protein 2
Biological process (GO): DNA methylation-dependent constitutive heterochromatin formation; negative regulation of transcription by RNA polymerase II
Cellular component (GO): nucleus
Molecular function (GO): methyl-CpG binding
Source: RefSeq, a predicted model, not a curated record
AUCUUCAUGUACUAAUACAAUUUUGUUAUUUUAUAUUUUAGUUUUAAAUUCAUUGUAUGUAACAAGUAUCGAUACUAGAUUUAGUAUUGCAAUAACCCAUUUGUAAUGUGUAAACCAAAAUUUUGUUGAUAUUUCCUAAACAUGGCUUUGCCUCCGGGAUGGAAAAGAGAAGAAGUUGUAAGACAGUCGGGUUUAUCUGCCGGAAAAACAGAUGUUUAUUAUUUCACGCCAGAUGGUAAAAAGAUUCGGAGUAAACCACAGUUAGCCAGAAUUCUUGGUGAAGCCUUUGAUUUAAGUGCAUUUGAUUUCCGUACUGGACGUACAGUGUACAGUGCUUGUAGAAAAAGUAAACGUCAAAAAGGUUCCUCCUAUGACUUUGCUAGAGGUGUGCGCCAUGAUGCCAGUCUUGUACUACCUAUUAGACAAACAGCUUCCAUUUUCAAACAACCUGUCACAGUUAUAAGGAACAGACAAGAGAGUAAAUCUAAAGGUGAACUCAAGCAUGGAAUUCAGGAUCAGCCCAAGCAGAUAUUUUGGGAGAAACGUCUCCACGGUCUUCAUGCUUGUGACAGUAGUGAAGAAGUUAUACCAUCUAUGGAACUACCCAAACAAAUGCAGAGUGUUGGUCCAGAGCUGUCCACAGAGAAUGUUUUACAGAGUAUUUCUGCAGCGUUACAUAUAAACACAGGACCUGUGGUUGGGCAGGGUGCCAGCAAACAAGCCAUCAUGAAGAAUCCAAGCAUCAACAUGGACACUCAGCAACCCCACAUUCAGCAGGUUUUGGUAUCAUCUGAUGACAUCCAUAGACAAGAACAACGUGUUCAGCUAGCUCGACGUAGACUUCAAGAUUUGAUUCAGUCCUUAGAGUAAUCGUCUUUAAAGAUUUUCUUGUAUGUCUUGGUAAAUUUACAAAAACAUUGUUUGACAUAGCCAGUUCAAGUGAAACUGGUCAAUUGUAUUUAUUUAAUCCUAUAUUAAAAGGCUUAUUCAUUAUGUUUUCAAAAUGAAGUAACAAAGAAAUCUGAAAUUUGUUGUAAUGGAUUAUCUUUUGUGCGUGUUUUAUUUUCAUGAUGAUAUAUAGAUCCAUGUGAAUUGAUUCUUAAUUUGACAUGAUGAAAUUAAUUUUAUUUUGAAAUGAACUAAUGUCAAGUUGUUUAGUUUCAUAUAAUUAUGAACAGUAAAGUCGAAACA